UCAAUCAGCUGUCUGUCAAAAUUCCGAUCCCGACCCGGAAUGAUAUCAUUUCGCGAGGAAAAUGGUGAUAUACCGUUUAUUUUGAUCACCACAACGACUGGACCAUGCAAACAUGGCUGAGAAGUUAGAUAAGUUUAGGCAGCUCGCUCAGCGGCUGAAGGAAAAAGUGCAAUUGCCUCAGAUAAAUGUGAAAGGCCGCGAAAAAGUUGAUCAAAUCAUAACCAAGUAUGUACCAGCGAGUAUCAAAGUUACUAAACUCGCAGAGCAAUUCAAGCAAGAAGCACUGGGGUUGAAGGUAAAGGAGUUGGUGACCAAAUAUGAGAAAUUCACGGGAGUGGAAGAGAUUAUGGCACUGCAGAACACUGUUAUCGACGCUCAGGAGAGAUUUAUGCAAGCCCAGGAACGGAGACGCGAGCUGGGUCGUCAGGUGGCGUCCAUUGAGUCCCGACUGAAGGAGCUCCAUGCAGAGAUGCAGAAUACUAUGAAGGGAGAUGACAAGUAUUUGCACCUCUGCACAGAAGAGCAUAAGCUAAUAAUUCAGGAGCGGGCUCUUCGAGCGUUAUUCGGGGAGGCCGAGCGCGAGGAGAGGGAGCUAUUCGCCACCAUGUCAGCUGCUGUGAAGCUAGGACACGAGCGGGAGAGGGCCCACGCUGAGAGAAACAAGUACUGGUAUAUCGUCGCCAGUAUAUUUGGAACGGUGCUCGGCAUAGCGGGCUCAACGAUAAACAACCGUUUGAAGAUGGCGGAGUUCAGAGAUAUGAUGGAGCAGCAGAUGGCGCGGAGUGCCAGCGUGCUUUACACCAUAGCGGGCGGCGGUAGCGCCAGCCGGGCCGACAUAACUGAGGCCAUGAAGACUGAGUUCCAAUAUCAGGCCAAAUUAGCGGAGAACUUGAAAAUAAUGCAGGAUACCAUAAAUCAUCUAGUCAACAAGCAGGCGUCAGUUAUUGACCACCUGAACCAUCAAGAGCACAUAAUCGAGUCACAGAUACGCGAACUGAAGAAGCUAGUAGUGGUAGCGUCGCAGAGUAGCGCGAAAUCUGACAGAGAACUUGCGAAAGCCUUGUCCGUUGUACAUCAGAACACCACAGAUGACGACAAAGACAGGCUGCCGAUUCCGGACAACAAAAUGACGUUCGAACCCAGCCAUGUGUUGACAGCGCUGGGUGUCAUGUUUUGUGCCGCCAUUAUAUUCGGAAACAUCAUUGGUAGAGUCAGCUGAUUUCGUUGUCAGGUAUGUGUUGCUCUAAAUACAAAUAUAUUUUUAUUGCACCAGAAGGAAAAGAGCCUUAAUUGGGCAAAAACCAAUUGGAUUGUUAGAAAUUAUUUUAUUAUUUUGUCAAUGUGUUAUGUUUUGUGAAAUCUUAACGAUCCUUCCAAAAUUUUACAUUCGCCAAUAACCCGACAGAAUUAAGUUGAUGGCACACGACAAAGUGGUUGUGUAAUAGCGAGAUGCUUAUUUGAUUUGCUCGGGUUAUUCAUUCAUAAUUAACAGCUGUCUAUCAUCCGUCCCUUUCCUUUUCGGCGGAUGAAAAUUGACAGGUAAAAAUUUUUUUUUUUUAUAAUAAUAUUUAAUAAAUUAGAAAUAAAUUAAAAUUAGAAGGCGUCUACUGGAAUCAGCGUCAUUAUAAUAUAUAAAGUUAUAAAUAAUCUAUUACAGCCAAGGAAGCACCUUUCUUGCGACUUUUUUCUAUCAUAUAUGUAUUUUGUACUUAAUAUUUAAUAUCAUAUAUUAGAGCAACAUCUAAAAGGUACUGAAUAUUGUGAAUAUAUGCUGAAAGUGUUUGCCGACUUACUUUAUAUCUAAAGCAUGUAUUAAUGACAGAAUUUAUUUUUAUUUGUACUUUUUCAAUCGUAUCAACAAUCACAAGGCAGCCAUUUUAAAAAUGUUUGAUUUAGAUUUUUUUAAUGUCAACAUUAGUCGGAAAAGUCAAGGCAAGUUUGCAUUAGUCUAUUGGUCUUGUCAUUUUUAGUUAGACUGUUAAACUAAUGAUUUUAGUUUUUAUAUGUAUAUGAAAGGUUGUUUUUGUCGAUUGAUAAAACUUAACCUCAACCAAACAAAAUUGAUGGGACAAAUAGAAAACGUCCGCUGUUCUCCACUGUUUUUUUUUCUUAAAAUUAUUUUUUUAUCAAUAUUUAGUUGUUUUUUUUAAUUUUUGUUGAGUAGUUUAGUAUUCUCUGAGUAAAACACGUCUUCUUAAGUGAUUAAAACGAUUCCUAUUCUUCAUUCCCUUUAUCAUACAUUUCCUUACUUCAGUCGUAGUCCUUUCUACAUAGGAAUGACUGAGAGUGAAGUAAAAUACCUACUUUGCCUACAGGGUUAUAUUUAAUUAUAUUUCGAAGUUGGUUAUGUAGAAAUGAAUGAGAAACUGAACAACUUUUGAGACUAAAGGUUUUAUUAUAUUUAUUGUACUUCGUUGUAAAUUGAUAUAUGAGAAUUUUCAAAAAAUACCUACAAAGAAAAAGACUUAACUAUAGGUAUUUAUAUCUAAAAAAGUUUAUGUAACUACCUAGGUAAAGUUGUUCAAUUCAAUCUAAUAUUUCUGUCACAAUAUUCUCCAUAAUUUUCAUAGAGUAAGUACUUAACAGUAGAUAUACUUUACUGAUACUUUACCUACACAUGUGUGUUUAUAGAAUCGAUGAUUAUUUUUUCUGUAUUGUAACUGUGUCCGAUUUAUCAGUGAAAUGCGCAAAAAAAUAAAAUAAUGAUUAGUAA
This is a messenger RNA of Pectinophora gossypiella (pink bollworm), 2713 nucleotides long. RefSeq names its product mitochondrial potassium channel-like. NCBI's taxonomy places the organism in Eukaryota, Metazoa, Arthropoda, Insecta, Lepidoptera, Gelechiidae. The record is from RefSeq and is a predicted model, not a curated record. Bases 113 to 1219 code for a protein of 368 amino acids. The transcript has 6 exons.